AGAGAGCGAUGGAGUGGGAUUGAUGGAGUAGCUUCUCAGAGUGUUUCACAUUGAUGGAGUAGCUUCUCAGAGAGUUUCACAUUGAUGGAGUAGCUUCUCGGAGAGUUUCACAUUGAUGGAGUAGCUUCUCGGAGAGUUUCACAUUGAUGGAGUAGCUUCUCAGAGAGGUUCACAUUGAUGCGGUAGCUUCUCAGAGAGUUUCACAUUGAUGGAGUAGCUUCUCAGAGAGAUUCACAUUGAUGGAGUAGCUUCUCGGAGAGUUUCACAUUUAUGGAGUAGCGUCUCAGAGAGUUUCACAUUGAUGGGGUAGCUUCUCAGAGAGUUUCACACUGAUGGGGUAGCUUGUCAUUGAUGAAGUUGGACGUUGAGCAAGGGAGAAAUGGUGAUGAACAAAGCCAGCGUCCAGGGGAUUGGGUUUUGAAAUGAGAAUUAAAAAUUCCUGGAAACGGAUCAAGAUGGUGAACACAGACAGGGAGAUCCAGAGGUGACGUGGUUUAUGACUGAAGACUUUUUGAUCGUACUUACAGUAACCUCAACUCCUCCAUCUGCCUCAUUGUCAUACUCUGCCAACGUGAAGAGCUCCGGGACCCUCCCCCAUAUGAAAGACGCCACGUAAAUGUUCAUUUUGUGGUUGCUUCUGACGGCUUGGGAGUCCAGAUGUAUCCAACUGACUGACAUCUCCGGGGAAAUAUCUUCUCCAAAUUACCCUCUGGAAUAUCCUGGGAACAGCACUGGAAUCUGGGAGAUAUCGGCGCGCCCUGGAUAUAUUCUAAAACUGUAUUUGGUACACGUGGAAAUCAAAUGGUCAGAGAGAUGUGAAAGAGAGUAUAUUAAGGUGGUGACAGAAGUGAAAGAACUCUUCAACGUGUGUGGCAGGACAUCACACGGUGUCAGUCCGGAAUUCCGGGAAUACUUUUCCUCCACUAACUCAAUGCAAGUUCUGUUUCAAUCCGAAACUUCCAAUGAGGACAGGCUGACGGGCUUCCUGGCUUUGUACUCACGCGUAGAUAUUAAUGAGUGUGAUAUUGUCGCCCACAACUGCAGCCAUUUUUACGGAAACAAGAUUGGAAGUUUUCACUGUUACUGUUCUCUUGGCUUUGUGAUUCAUAGCAGUGGCCACACCUGUGAAGAAAUCGGAACGUAUUGUCCUGGUUAUCUGGCACCACUGAAUAUUCUUGAGCCUCACUGGGACAAGUUUUACUUUCAGGACACAGUGAAAGUCUCAUGUGUGAAAGGAUAUGAAAUAGUCGAGGGGUUGAAGACGCUGCCUUACUUUUUUGCGGAGUGCAACAAGAACGGGACAUGGAAUACUUUUGGAUACAGUUGCCAGCCUGUGGACUGCGCGCUGCCGCCUGGAAUCGAGAAUGGAGUCUUCUCGUAUAGUAAAGGCCAAAAUCUCACCACGUAUGGCUCUUCCAUUCAGUACCAGUGCAAUGAGCCAUAUUAUAAAAUGGUGACCUAUAAGAGCGAGAACUUCAGCUGCACCGCGGAAGGAAGUUGGGAAAAUCGUCAUCUGGGCGCCCACGUUCCUGUCUGUAUUCCAGUCUGCGGUCUGCCUGGCAAUCCGCUGGUGUUCCGCUCGCGGGUGCUGCAUGGCUCGCGGGCUGAGCCGGGUAACUUCCCGUGGCAGGUGCACUUUCGGAUCCCCCGGGGGGCGGGGGCGCUGAUCUCGGAUCGCUGGGUGCUGACGGCGGCCCACGUGGUGUCUCCGAGACGUGGGAUCGUGCUGUCGGCUGGACUGGUUAACCUGAAGAACCGAAAGCAAGCGGUGGCCCUGAUCCCGGACCGAGUUUUCGUCCACCCGCUUUACAACAACUCGGAGGAGACCGACACCUACAAUUACAACCACGACAUCGCGCUGAUUAGACUGAAAGCCAAACUGGUGCUGGGACCAGCCAUCGCCCCCGUCUGCUUGCCCCGGAGAGACUCAGAGCACCAGGUGACCCCGGGAAUCCUGGGCACUGUGUCAGGAUGGGGAGUGACGGAGAACGGGACUUUAACACCGCAUCUCAUGUACACGCGGCUGCCCGUCUCCGACUUGGAGGAGUGUCGGAGCAACAUGGAGGGCAACGGUCAGCGGGUGACUGAGAACAUGAUCUGUGCUGGCCUGGGGGUGGGAGGGGACUCCUGCCAAGGGGACAGCGGAGGAGCAUUCGUCUUCACUCGUCCCCAGAGCAAGCAGUACUAUGUCGGUGGGAUCGUAUCCUGGGGAAUAAAUUGCGGGUCGUUUGGAUUCUACACUAAAGUGCUCAAGUAUCUCGAGUGGAUCGAAGACACAAUGAAGAACAAUUCUGAUUGAAAUCUCAACAAUGAUCAUUAAAAACGGGUUCUUAAGGCUCAUGGGAUCUUGGGGUUUAUAACACGGGGAAAAUAAACAUGGAAUUAUCAGGA
Molecule: messenger RNA, 2391 nt
Organism: Callorhinchus milii (elephant shark)
Lineage: Eukaryota; Metazoa; Chordata; Chondrichthyes; Chimaeriformes; Callorhinchidae
Product: complement C1s subcomponent-like
Exons: 9
Coding region: 617-2299 (560 amino acids)
Biological process (GO): proteolysis; complement activation
Cellular component (GO): extracellular region
Molecular function (GO): serine-type endopeptidase activity; calcium ion binding
Source: RefSeq, a predicted model, not a curated record